Molecule: messenger RNA, 411 nt
Organism: Ostertagia ostertagi
Lineage: Eukaryota; Metazoa; Nematoda; Chromadorea; Rhabditida; Trichostrongylidae
Source: the annotation of a GenBank genome assembly
AUGUUCACGCGAAGGUGCAAUACGGAUGCUGAGUUCAGAAUAAUUCAAUGUUGCUCUGCUUGUAACAUCAAUGUUGAGUCGAUUUCCUACGAUCUCAUAGCUGGUUCGCUGGUAUCGGCGCAGUGCUACGACAGGUAUGGACAGGGAUUUUAUCAGUAUUGUGAAAAUUUUCGGUACGUGAACUCCACCGAUGUGUUCGAGUCUCAGAGGAAGUGGAACUGCGAUGGGGAAAAUCCACAAAUAGCUUUUCGUGCAUGUCGGAAAUCGUGUGGAUUCUGCGAUUUUUCCAACAUCAAUUAUACAAUAGCCAAUGCCGAAAAAGCUUGUAAGAAACACUCGAGUGGAUGGAGAAAUAAAUUAUUACCAAGUGGAACCGGCAAGGAUGAUGCUGAACCACUUUCUGCGUGGCUG